AUGAAACCUACUAAAACCAAAUCUAAAAAAAAAAAAAAAACUCGGCAACAACUUGUUACAAAUUCCCAGACGCAGGCUCCUUUUUCACCUAUCGCUCAGGAUUUGCUUACUUCAUCUGUGAAAGUCACCCAAGCUACAUCAGUUUCACAAAAGAGUGGAUCCAAGACGAGGGAUACGAACUCGCAAAUUGAAAGAACUCGCGAAAAAUCUUAUGAACUGGUAUCUUUUGCCGAUAACGAAAAUCCGCCUAAUAAGAAAAAUGCCACUGAGCCUAAUUAUAAAUACUUGCAUGAAUUAAAAGAUAUUGUCAUAGUCAAACCAUCUAAAAACGAAAAAGCUAAAGAUAUCGCCCAAACACCCUUACGGGUGAUUGUGGCAGACAUGAUUAUAGAUCUUCCACCCAGCGCGUUGGAAAAUAUUGUAUCGGGUGUUAAAAAUUUUCUUAACGGCGUUUGUAUGCACGAGCUAGAACAAUUUGAAGGGCUUGUUCUAUCUUAUAAUAACAUCGAAUUCUGUGAUCACUCCGGUAUUAUAUUCGAAGAUUCACCAUAUGCUCACUUUUUCAUCCGUGCAGAAUUUCUGGUAUAUAAUGCAUCAGUAGGGUACAAAUUAUGUAAGCGUUAUAGACAUUCUAUCAAAUUCAAUAAUAUUCAUUUAUUAACUGAUCCAUUUAUUUCAGUUGGAAAAGUUGCAAACCAAUCGCUUUCACAUAUACAUCUUUGCCUUUACGAUCAAUUCUAUGUCAAAGUCCCUCGCCAUCUUAUCCCCCUUGAUGUAUUCUUGUGGAAGGAUAAUGAUGAGUUUUAUGAUGCAAUGUUUCUUGAUCAACAACUCAACCUAGAUAGAAUGUACGCUGAGGGUCAAUGGGUCUUCUCCGACACUGGGGCAAUUAUCAGAGAAGAUUCUUGGCUUGAAUUUGAAGUGAUGGGGACUGACACGAAUAAUGGACAAUUGUAUCUUAUUGGUUCACUCCUUCACUAUAGUAAGAAUAAUUAUGAUCAAGAAGAGGCUUCUUUGAAGGUAAAGGAAAAAGAAAAGGCUACCACUGAGGAAGAUAAUCAAAAUAUACUUACAGAUAAGUCUCAAGGUUAUCUAAUAUGA
This is a messenger RNA of Funneliformis mosseae, 1101 nucleotides long. The record is from the annotation of a GenBank genome assembly. Lineage: Eukaryota; Fungi; Glomeromycota; Glomeromycetes; Glomerales; Glomeraceae.